This is a messenger RNA of Porites lobata, 3375 nucleotides long. The record is from the annotation of a GenBank genome assembly. NCBI's taxonomy places the organism in Eukaryota, Metazoa, Cnidaria, Anthozoa, Scleractinia, Poritidae.
AGACUGUUGCGCGGGUUGAAGCGACGGUCGCCGACAAUAUGGCAGAAAUCAAGAUCUUUGGCCUCGGAGAAAACUGCAAGCCAUUGUGGAAAGAUGCUGGUGCAAAGUACGACGAAACAGACGAACAUUUAGUUAUCAUGGGUAAGCCGGUUAUGGAGCGUUGGGAAACACCGUACAUGCAUAAACUGGCUUCAAUAGCAGCAUCCAAAGGUGGCCGAGUCCUUGAGCUUGGCUUCGGACUGGCUAUUUCGGCGACGAAAAUUCAGUCCUUUGCAGUAGAUGAACACGUCAUAGUAGAAUGCAAUGACGGAGUCUUCAAAAGGCUGGAGGCAUUUGCUAAAACGGCCAAGCAGAAGGUGACACCUCUGAAAGGUCAGUUGUGAGGUCAAUCAAUCAACCAAUCACUCAAAAAUCAAUCAGUCAAUCAAUCAAAUUUAUUACGACUAUAUAAACGACUAUGACUAUAUUCUUGAUGGACAGCCUAUUAAUUCAAUUUCAACCAGCUACAGUGAAGGUAGCAGACGGUUUCUUUUCUGGCAAGGUUUUUGGCAUGUAUGAAGUUGUUCAGACCUUCUAAAGGUAUUUUGCAUGGUUGGUUUGUUUACAUCCCCUCCAACUAACUGAAGGCUUUUUAGGGUAAAAUUCCAACAAGUGAAUUGACCUUGAAACAGCAAAUCUUGUGUAAUUUGUGCACCCCUUGGUUGAGUACUGGUUGCUACUAUCGGUCGACGUGUCAGUCAAGUAUUGAUCACCAUAUCGGUUGACUGUCGGUUGACAUGUCGAUAGAUAUGUUGGUCGACACUCAUCCGAUAUGUCAGCCGGUGUAUCGACCAACAUGGCGACAAAAAUGUUGGCUGAUACACCAGUCAGUAUACCAGUCAGCACUCGAACAAUACAAGCUUAAGGGGUGUCAAUUGUUGGUGGAAUAUCAGUUGACUAAUUGGAGGUGCAUCGGUUGACUGUCGUUUACCACAAAUUCUCUAUUAAGCCCCCCAGGGGGCUUAUUUAUUUCAAGCCCAUCUAAUGGGGGGGGGGCUUAUUUGAGAGGGGGGGGGGUUAUUUAAUUUAGAAAGACAAUGGUAUCAGUUCUCCCUAAAGACCUAGAAUACAAAGUAGGUAAAGGUUGGAGGUUAUGCAGCCAAGGAUCAAAAACAAAUCAGAACUUCCAGUUGGUAAAUAAACUAUCCUGGAUCAGUCCACUCAAAGUUAAACAGUCGUGAUUGAUUAUUAAAAUACAGUCUAUUAUUAUUAGAGGGCUUAUUAGAGGGAGGGGGCUUAAUAUUGGAUUUACAGUAAUAGAAUUUGUGUUUUAAAAUCAGAAAGGGGAAUCUGCAUGGUUUCAGUGUUACAUGCAAGAUGUAGCAGUCCAGGGGUUUGAAAAUAGUUUCCUUUCUGUUGUUUGUGUCAACCCAGGUCAGCCUCAGCGCGUCAACUUGUUGAAUUUUUGCUGUGGCUCUAUGCAUGUUAUAAUGUUAGAUUGUCCAUCAAUACCUCUCAGAGGCAUGCCAUAGUGGUCCCUAUUUUUUUCCAAAAAAAAAAAAUGCACACACUUGACAUUAUACUCUCACAUUAGGCUAGGUAUUUUCAGGAAUGCCCACAUGUUUUCCUGAAAGGUACAUAUAUAUGCAGGGCUGUUAAUGUGGAGGGAGCGACCAGGAGUACUUCAAUGACGCUAUAUAUGUUACAGGUCAAAAUUGAAUUCAGGUUAAGUUUUUUUAACCUAGGUUGAUUCUCAAUUGUCUCCUAGUCUUAGGCCUAGGAGAGAGACAAAUGAAAUUGAGAAUCAACCUAGGAUAACAAAUUUUAACCUGAAUUUAAUUUUGACCUGUAGUAUAUAUACUGCACUGAAUUGGAUUCCAAUCUGAGUGAGACUGCAAAGAAAGAAAUGCAAGGUGCAGCUGAUGGUGCUGGACCGGAUUGAAUGGACAUGUAAAAAUCCAUUAAAACUAAAUUAAGAGACAAAAAAUAAAAGGCGAUGAAGGCUAUGCCUUGAGUAGUUGUUAAAGUAAAGAAUAUAAUGGGUUAAGUGCAAAGCCGGUCUCAUUGGUGUUGUUUGCCAAGUAUCAUUGUCAUGUAAUGAUGUUCAGAAUAUCUUAACUAUGCAUGUACCUCUCAAGAUUUUAUUCCUUAUCAUCAAUAACUAUUGAUUGUUAUGUAAUGUUUAAUAAACAAGCAGCAUGCAGUGUACUAUUGGGUUUAGAUCCAAUAAGACACAUGCUGUGAGUUUAUGAAGUGACUUCAAAGACAUUUCUGGAAAAGCAUGUCUCAAUGGAGUUGAUAACAAUGACGCUUGAAUUUUGUGAAAUGACGGGAAUUAGCAUACAAGAAAAACAUUAUGUAAGAAAUUAUUAUUCAAGAAAAUCAAAUCUCACACAUGUUUAGAAAUCUUCCAGGGUACGAACAACACCAACCGAAGAGAACAUGGUGUCUUGUUCCAUUCCUUUUCGGAAGCUAAAAAAUUCUGAGGAAGAGAGAAAGUUAAUCCAAAAUGGUACCCUAAAGUCAACAAGCACAGUGAAAAAGUAGUCUUUUUAAAAAUUUUUCUGGAAUGGCCGAAUGGUAGCAAGUCAUUCAUUGGGUAAUUACAGUGCUAAAAAAUUACACCAAGAAUUCCUAGGAGUACCCCCCUGAGACCCUAAAGAGAAUAAAGGACCACUCAUAGUCUAACAAACCGCUGACUUUAUAUCAUUUAAGGCACAACGAAAGUAACAAACUCUUUGGCAAGCUUUUUCACACAUAGAUUCAUGAAUUUUUUUAUCUUUCUAUUCCCAUAGGCCUGUGGGAGGAGGUAGUGCCCUCCCUUGAUGAUGAAUCAUUUGAUGGCAUCAUGUAUGACACGUACCCCUUGUCAGAGGAAACAUGGCACACUCAUCAGUUCUUGUUUAUCAAAGACCAUGCCUACCGUCUCCUUAAACCAGGAGGAGUGCUGACCUUCUGCAAUCUGACGUCUUGGGGAGAGUUGCUUAAGACAAAAUAUAAUGACAUUGAGAAGAUGUUCGAGGAAACACAAGUCCCUAAGUUACUGAAAAGUGGUUUUGUAAGAGAGAACAUAUCAACUGAAGUUAUUGAUGUUGAUGUUGAUCCCAAUUGCCUCUACUACAGUCACAGGAAAAUGAUUGCUCCUACUGUUACAAAGCUUUAAACUCCAACAAUUUUUUUUUAAUUUUUAGCUGGGGUUUUUGUUGACACCAAUUAUGUGCCCACUUUUGUCCCUACCAAAUAUACGGUUUUAUUGAAUGGGUGUGGCCAAACAUUAUUAAUCUGAGCUUUGAGCUACUACAUAAUGUAUACUUUGUUACAUCAUUUAAUAUACACAUGCAUUUGUAUUGAAAUAAAAUGGUAAACUUAAAAUAAUAUAUUCUGUACUAAACCCUG